AUGGAGUUUGAUAAAGACCUUGAUAAGGGUCUAAAGUUUAAGACCAGUAAGAAAAUUCCUGUCUUUGGGUCAUUUGAAGAAAUGAACCUAAAGGAGGAUCUUUUGAAGGGAAUAUACAGUUAUGGGUUUGAAGCCCCAUCCGCCAUUCAAUCCAGAGCCAUAAUGCAAAUCAUAUCAGGGAGGGAUACUAUUGCUCAAGCACAGUCUGGAACCGGUAAAACUGCUACAUUUUCAAUUGCCAUGCUACAAACAAUAGACAUCAACAAAAAAGAUACACAGGCCUUAGUUCUCUCACCUACAAGGGAGUUGGCUAUACAAAUUCAGGAUGUUAUCAAGUCAUUAGGUGAUUACAUGAAUGUAAAAUGUCAUGCCUGCACGGGAGGUCGUGCUGUUGGUAAUGAUAUGAAGAGUCUUAAUAAAGGUCAGCAUAUAGUAAGUGGUACCCCAGGUCGAGUUCUUGAUAUGAUAAAUAGAAGAGUACUAAACACUAGGCACAUAAAAAUGCUGGUCAUGGAUGAAGCUGACGAGUUAUUAGGCAAAGGCUUUCAGGAUCAAAUAUACGAAAUUUAUAAAUUCUUACCUCCUGGAGCUCAAGUUGUCGUUGUCUCAGCAACUGUGCCUCAUAGUGUUCUGGCAGUGACACGAAAAUUUAUGAAUAAUCCAGUGAAAAUUCUAGUGAAGAGGGAUGAAAUUACUUUAGAGGGGAUCAAACAGUAUUACGUUCAAGUAGAAAAAGAGGAUUGGAAAUUUGAUACCUUAUGUGAUUUAUAUGAUUCCUUGACUAUUACCCAAGCAGUUAUAUUUUGCAAUACUAAAAAGAAGGUCAACUGGCUAGCAGAUUCAUUGAAGAAUGCCAAUUUCUCUGUAGUGUCAAUGCACGGAGACAUGAAGCAAGAAGAACGUGAUAAAAUUAUGAACGAGUUCCGAUUGGGUAAUUCAAGGGUGUUGAUAUCUACCGAUGUGUGGGCAAGAGGAAUUGACGUUCAGCAAGUGUCACUAGUGAUUAAUUAUGAUCUUCCAAUCGAUAGGGAGAACUAUAUUCAUAGAAUCGGCCGUUCUGGAAGAUUUGGAAGGAAAGGUGUCGCAGUAAAUUUUGUCACCAAGGAUGAUGUAGACACGUUGCAUGAUCUCGAGCAUUUUUACGACACAAAGAUAGAUGAGAUGCCCGCUGACUUGAGUACAGUUGUCUAA
Molecule: messenger RNA, 1191 nt
Organism: Brettanomyces bruxellensis
Lineage: Eukaryota; Fungi; Ascomycota; Pichiomycetes; Pichiales; Pichiaceae
Gene: FAL1
Product: RNA helicase
Exons: 1
Coding region: 1-1191 (396 amino acids)
Cellular component (GO): nucleolus; catalytic step 2 spliceosome
Molecular function (GO): ATP binding; mRNA binding; RNA helicase activity
Source: RefSeq, a predicted model, not a curated record